Vollenhovia emeryi is the source of this 10962-nucleotide messenger RNA. RefSeq lists its product as uncharacterized. Gene Ontology annotation, cellular component: beta-catenin destruction complex; catenin complex; cytoplasmic microtubule. The record is from RefSeq and is a predicted model, not a curated record. The coding region runs from base 779 to 9319 and encodes 2846 amino acids. Gene Ontology annotation, biological process: cell migration; positive regulation of protein catabolic process; nervous system development. The transcript has 9 exons. Lineage: Eukaryota; Metazoa; Arthropoda; Insecta; Hymenoptera; Formicidae. Gene Ontology annotation, molecular function: beta-catenin binding; microtubule binding; gamma-catenin binding.
UCCUUGCGGUGGAAAAGAUGACAAUCUCUCUACAGAUUCGAGCUGUUCACGUUGAAACAUGAUAUCCGUUUUCGAAAGCACGUGGCAUCGCGCGAGCACGUUUCUUUUUUUCACCUGGACCAUGUGAUUGUCGAGCUUGUGUCGAUAAUGUGUCUCAGGGACGGGAGAGAUGAUACUCCCCGGAUGAUGUGAUGCGACGGGAUGAUACGGAUGAGACACGAUGCGCUUGAUUAGAGCGUACGACUAAUUGCACCCGCGGAAACUCGCAUGGCGUAUCGCAGGAGGGUGGCGAGAGUGGGAGGGCGCACUACGUCGUCCUCGGUAUUCGUGGGUCGCGAUGACGGCGGUGGUGGCUGAAAUGCCAGAGGGACAUUUUGAAAAUCUUUGGUUCGGCGCAUGCGUCCCGGUGUCUUCGACGUCCGAUGGUACACGAUGGAGUCGCCGUCGUCUUCGAACCGUUGUCACUAGAAGAAACGGUCCGCGCAGCUCGUGUCGCACCGAAUCCAGGAGGGAUUACACAUCUCCGGGGUGGUCGUAGACCCGACGAAUCGGUGUCGAGUAAUCAGUGAUAAUCAGUGCGCUGGUUCUCUCAAACGCGGCACGAGCCAUCCGCUCUCGUCUCGAUAGGAUCGAUAGCGAGAGAGAUCUUUCCAGAGAAGAGAGAUAGCUAGAGAAAGGAGCGCCACUUGUUCAAAAGAGAGGGAGAGAGAGUGUUCGAUCAAUUUUUCAAUGCGCGUUUCACAACGAGAUUGUAGGAGACGGACGAUCCCUAAAGUGAAUGUUCCAUGAGACUGAAUUCGAGUCGCGGCGAGAGAUGCCGGGCGAAAAUCGCGACCAGCUGUCAAGAGGCGAAGGCGCAGAAGGAGAGGGAGGAGAUGGUGGCGGAAGUGCUCCAGGACGCAGAGAGUUCUCGAGAGGCGAGCCGGAUCUUCGUAAUCGUAGCGGACUGACCGCUACGAUGAUCCCGCUUCUACGCACUGGCCAGUUCUCGUCCGCCUCGCAAAAUCAGAAGAUCGCGAAAACGGAGAAAAAUCGGCAGAAACUGACUAUGGAGAGCCGCGGCACCGCCGCCGCUGCCGCCGACGUCCUCGACAAGGAACGAAGGAUUGGCAUACGGGAGGAGGAGACACUGCAAACUAAUUGGCGCACAUUAGCCGCCAAUCGCUCGGCUAUCCCGCGAUUCGCCGAGGAAUUCGGCGGUUUGCAUCGAAAUGGAAAGGAGAACGCGGAAACUUGCCGGGAUAGACCGCGCGCGACGGAGGGUCGCGUGUCGUCGUGCGGCUCGUCGUCGGCAAUAGCGGCGGCGGCGGCGGCGGCGGCGGCGGGCAUCGGGGUGGAAGGCGUCACCGGCGCAUGGAGCGCACAGAGAGGACGGCAGUCGCCGCCACCACCCCUGGCAUCGCGCAGGCUGGACUCGGCCUCUGACGCCGCAGCGGCGUCGUUCAACCCCGUCGUCGUCGCCGCCACCACCGCCGCCGCCGCCGCCGCCGCCGCCGCCACGCAAAGAUGCGCCGCUGCGAAGGGCGCCGUCGCCGUCGAUGCCGCAGCGCCGAGGUCGCCGCAUAUUUACCUGGAUCCUCCUCUCGCCGCUGAGACCAGCAAGGAGGAUGCCAUGGAGCCGGAAACCAAGGAGGAGGACGAACGACGCUCGUCCACACCGAGUCCCGAGUUCUACCUGAGAAGGAGUAGACAUUACAACGAGGAUGGCAGCAGCGAGGAGGAAGCUAAGCAGGAUAGCGUUUCUCUGCCUAGCCAUAGGCUACCAUCUUCGUAUCGCGGAACGUGGCCCAUUAGAAGAGACGUAUGGGCUAAUCAACAGAUUGGCUUUCCGGCCCAGCAGAGCACAUCACUCGCCGCACACAAUGAUGUGGCCAGCGUGAUGAGUUUCUCGUCGUCGUCCAACUCCGCGGGUCUCGCAGGCAACUCCGCGGAGCUCCAGGGUCAUCGGCGACUAGGUGCCAAGGUGGAUGUGGUGUACAAUCUGUUGGGUAUGCUCGAGAAAAACGGCCGGGAUGACAUGAGCACGACCCUGCUCUCUAUGAGCACCUCCAUAGACAGCUGCUUAGUGAUGAGACAGUCCGGAUGCCUGCCGCUACUAAUACAACUGAUCCACGCGCCCGGACAGAGUCCUGACACUCGAGACAGAGCUAUGCAGGCUUUGCACAACAUGGUGCACGCCAAGAGCGACGAGAGGGCCGGUCGCCGGGAGGCGCGUGUGCUUCGAUUUCUUGAGCAGCUGCGUGACUAUUGUCAGAGUCUGAGGAUGUCCCUGGAACGGGAUCAGCUCGCGGAUGACCUCGAGAGGGGACACCCCGCGGCGACCAUAGCCGCGCUUAUGAAACUAUCCUUUGACGAGGCUCAUCGCCACGCGAUGUGUCAGUUGGGCGGUCUCCACGCGGUCGCGGAACUCAUCGAGAUGGAUCAUUUAGCUCACGGCAGCGAGAGCGACGAUCAGAACUGCAUCACGUUGCGACGGUAUGCAGGAAUGGCGUUGACCAAUUUGACCUUCGGCGACGGUAAUAACAAAGCGCUACUCUGCUCCUUCAAGGAAUUCAUGAAAGCGUUAGUUUCGCAAUUGAAAAGUCCCAGUGACGACCUCAGACAAGUAACGGCAAGCGUUCUGAGGAAUUUGUCCUGGCGCGCCGACAGCAGCAGCAAGCAGACUCUGAGAGAAGUGGGCGCGGUGACAGGUUUGAUGAAAGCCGCCAUGGAAGGCCGCAAGGAAUCGACUCUCAAGUCAAUCCUGUCCGCUCUGUGGAACCUAUCGGCCCACUGCAGUACAAACAAAGUAGACAUCUGCGCCGUGGACGGCGCGCUAGCUUUUCUCGUGGAUAUGCUAAGUUACAAGGCGCCGUCCAAGACGCUCGCGAUAGUCGAAAACGCCGGUGGUAUUCUGAGAAAUGUAUCAAGCCAUGUAGCGGUGCGCGAGGAUUAUCGAGCUAUCGUGAGAGAGAGAGGCUGUCUACAGGUUCUCCUGCAGCAGCUGAAAUCGCCCAGCCUGACCGUGGUUAGCAACGCCUGCGGAGCACUUUGGAAUUUGUCCGCGCGGUGUCCUCAAGAUCAACGUCUCCUUUGGGACUUGGGCGCCGUGCCGAUGUUGCGCAGUCUCGUUCACUCAAAGCAUAAAAUGAUCUCGAUGGGUUCUAGCGCGGCGUUGAAAAAUCUAUUGAGCGCCAGGCCCGGCUGUAACAAUCUCGUCCAUUUGGAUUCCACCGCUCGCGGACUAGGACUGUCGACCUUGCCGAGCCUGAUCACUCGCAGGCAGCGGGCUCUGGAGCAGGAGAUCGACCAGAAUCUGGCCGAGACGUGCGACAAUAUCGAACCGAGCACAUCGCCGAUUAACAAGGACGAUAAAUUCACAUUCAAGCUUGAUCACAGUCUCCUUGGCAUUAAUGCUCACGGCCUGCGUUCCUACCAGUUGCACAGUCAACCCAGCACGUCCACCGCCAAGUGCAACGGCGUCGCCAGGAGCGAGAGUAGAGAUUCGAUGCGUUCUGUGACGAGCACGCAUUCCGACACCAUGUUCGAGCGGAUAAAUCGUCAUGCUCUGAACGGGAUGUCGAAUACCGAUUCGCAGAUCAAGCAGCAAUCCUCAUCCUUGCAUUCUACCGUCGAAUUCGGUAACAAAGGCGUGUGUAGCGACGGGAGAACCACCACCUCCGAAAGGAAGUACACGUUGCGUUACAAAAACGCAAUACCGGAAAAGCUAGGACCGUCCGAUGUCUUCGAUAUAAACGAGCUGAAAUGCACAAAUUCUACCAUAUCGUGGGCCACAGUGCCUCAAGAAUCUUCUCAAAUCUCACUGCACUCUUCCAUCGAGAACAACAUGUCUCUGAUCGAUCGGAGCGUGUCGUCCUCGUCUAAGGCUGAUAGUCAAUCUAGUGUCUCUGAAGAGGUCGAAGCGACUGUUCGCGUUAAAUCGGAUUAUCGACGAGUAAUCGCAAGCGCGACCGUCGAUAGUUCGACGUUGUUACAUCAACACGACGCCUUGAACAGUAUUCAGAAAGCAAUAUCGCCCGCAACAAUCGUUCACAGUCCGGACGAUAAUUUAUUCGGCGAUUACGCCGAAACGGAUUUGGAUCAACCGACUGACUAUAGUCUGCGCUACGGCGAACAAACCAUCGACGACGAGAAACAACAUUCCGGCUUCUUUUCGGCCAACGAUCAAGGACUCCUGCACGAAGACACGGUCAGGACUUACUACACAGAGGGAACGCCGCGCGAAACAUCCCUGAACUCUUCCAGGGCCACUUCCGCUUCCGAUCUACAGGACGAUAGCCGUAUGAGGAGCUCAUCGAAAAAAUUACCAGAGCGAUAUAAGGCGAGGCAUGUGGGGGACGUCGGUGAAUGCAAAGCGUCGUCCUUGACAGACGUGCCGAAAUUGAACGACUUCGCCGAGUCUGAAACGGAGUUGAAUUUACAAAGUGUGACGCACCUCACGGACGAUGAAAGCGCGAAUCGUUCGUUACCGUACCUCCAGGGAGAUUUACGCAACAAGCACCUCAAAGGCAAUCGAGAAGACGCAAGCAUGCAAAGCCAUUCAAGUGUAAGAACGACGCCGAUUUCAAUGGUAUUGGGAAAUUCUGAAUAUAAUGACGAUCAUGAUGGGGAGUCCACUUCUAGGAUUAAUUGUCUAGAAUCAAAAUCAAAUAAUUGCAAAGUAAAUACAGAUUUACCAUCGAAUGACACUGAGCUCUCAUCUGGCAACACUGGUUUAAAGACUUCCAAUAAUGAUUCGGGAUAUCAAGUUAGCGACGGAGACGAUGAUGACGAGGAUUUAUUAGCCGCUUGUAUUAACAUUGGAAUGCAAAAUAAUCGGCAUAGACAUUCCUUCGUAGGAAAUAAUCUCGAAAAACUUCCUCGAUCGGAAACUAAUCUGACUCGAUAUCAAACUAAUCUUGCUUUGGAUCAAGUUGAACAUAAAGGAACUGUAGUGUCCGAUAGCUCAUCGUUUAACAUAAAAUAUGCAGAGUCACGUGGAAUCACAGCUGAAAACGUUUUGACAAAGAAGACUAGAGAAGACGUAAACGAGAAUAACGAAAAACUAUCCACCAGAAAUAUUCAACUAGAAACAACGGUAACGACAAACGUAAAUGAUGGAUGUGCGUGCAAUGAGAAAUCAAAUAAUACAACAGCCACGAAAACAGUAAAUGAUAGUAAUCUCGGCAAUAAUUUCUCGGAAGGAGCAAUAUCUGCAUUACAGAAAUCUAAUGUAUCGUUAGGUAUAAACAUUUCCAACGAUUUUGCCAUAACUGAUGAACGCGGCACAGAUUCCAAUGGCUCCGUUAAAGCAGACGAAGCAAUAACUGAUAUUCGGCUAGCAGAUAUACCAUCUAUGAAGCAAUCAAAAGAUUCCGAAAGCAGUGAGUCGAUCGAUUCUGUCGAGCAGUCUGAACAUGCGCUUUUAGAAUUAUGCAUUCAACCCGGGAUAAAAUCCGAGGGCAACAUCACUUUCAAUCCAAGUAAUGCAGAUUACGUGAAGUCGCAGCUGGAGUUAUACAACAAGCAAGUAGACUUCAUAAAGGGAACAAAUAAUGAUGAAACUGAGAUUGACGGUAACAUGAGUGGAAAGCCGGAAGUGACCUUCGAGAUCGUGAGGACCUCGGAUAUUCUGCAUCGUGACAGCGCGGAGAAGCAUAUAAAAGAAGAGACAUAUAGACGGCAGAGAGAUCCCGAUGCUAUGAUCGCUUCAUUAGAUCGAUUGACAGCAACGCUGGUUCAACAGACUGAAGCGAUACGCGAACGGGACUCCGGUACGAUGAAGCAGAGCCUGACGUGCGACACGUGGAAUGAGGAUUCGCCCAAUGACAUUUCCUUCCCCAGCAUCAGCAUGAGCGCACCGCUGGUUGCUUCGUUCAACAGCGAUGCGCAGGAAGAUCAGCGCACCACUAUAUCGGAGAACAACGAGCAGAUCAACAUGACGGAGUCGAAGAUCAUCCAGCGCGAGGCUAUCAAGCUGGCGGAAGCGGUGGAUGCAGAGGCGAACAAUCAGAACGAGCUCGAAAUAACGAGUCUGACGUCUAUUGAUCUCGAGACGAUCAAACCACCGUCCUCAAUGGGAAGUUUACUUUCGUUGACGGCAAGCUACACUGGCACUGCCGACAACACUGAGACAUUCAUUAACCGGGACAGGUGUUAUUCCACGUCGCUGCCACCGGCGCCGGUGAGAAGUUGCAAUGAUCCUCGCAACGUGCGAAAGAAGUCCUUGCCGGUCGGCGUGGUGGCCAAGCGAGCACUGGGUCAGAGUCAGAGCCACACGACUAGCUUGGAAAAUUUGCUGAACGAGUGCAGCAGUUCACAUUUGGAGAAUGUCAAGCCACCGUCCGCGAUGGAUGAACUGCCGGAUGCAGGUGAUAUGGAGAACAGCAUGUUGAGCGUGGCCAGUAUCACGUCGGAGAUCGCAGAUUCGAAGGAUCAGGAUUCGCACAGUCUGACCGGCAGCGAUCCGGUGUUUGAGAUGCUGAAGCCGGUCGCCAAUGUACUGUCCAUGACAUGCAUGCGUUACGUCGAGGGUAUGCAGGGUAGCGCGAGUAACAGCCUGAGCGAGUGCCUGGAGAACAUCAAUCCACCGUCCUUGUUUAAUGAGGUGACUGAAAUGGAUGAAACCACUAUGGAGGCAGCCACCGACACCAUGUGCAGCGACACCCUGUGUAUAGAUAUGGAGUUGAAUACCGAUGAAGCUGUGCACUCAAUCGUGGCGGAGGUGAUUGACGAAGCGGAGAACGACACCGACGAGGCAGCCACGCCGAUCUCGUCCGAGUACUGCGUCAGCAGCUCGGCGGAAUCGACGCCAAAGAGGCGACCACACUCGAGGAGUUACUUGACUCCGAAGCAAAAGCGGAACCUAGCGAAAGAGAGGUACAAAACGUACACCAUUGCAGCAGAGAUUGUCAAGAAAGAAGAGGAGGAACGCCGGAGACAAGACAGCACUGUCAACGGUGCCGCGGGUGAUAGAAUUCCACGCGGAAAGUGUUCUCCUUUCUCGAAACUGACGCCAAAGCAACGUAGACAAGAGAAUAGAGCGAGAUUCCAGACGCAAGUGUUGGAGAAUCCCUUCCCGAAUCUCAAUGUAGCCCAAACUAAGGAGGAAGCGGUGCACAAGGUGGCUGCUGAAGAUGCCUUUGAGAAACAGGAAUCCACGUUCCCGGUCAAGUCCUCGAUUCCUACGUUCACUAAAUUGCCUGUGUGCAAGGCUCUGAGGAAAAAACGGAAUUCGCAGGAGAACAAAGAGAGAUAUCGCACAAGGACGUUGGACGAUUCGGAAACCGUAUUCAAGGAGAUCGAGCGCAAUUCCUCUUCGAGCGUCGGCACGACGGAAGAGGGACAGGCGAGCGCGCAAGGAUACGCGCGGGAGGAAAUUCAAAACAUGCUAGAACAGAAUGCCACCAUUGUGCUGAACACUCUAAACGAGUCGAGCAAAGUUAAUGAUUCAACCGGAGACGACAUUCUGCAUUGCGAGACCGUCACUUUGGCGUCAAACGAUUAUGAGUCGGAUCGCAAUCUAAGAAUGCGUUUCGUAAACGGGCUUUCGAAAAAACUGAUGGGUACGCAAAACCUUAACAACAUUCCCAUGGCAAACAUCGGUAAUGAGGAGUUGGAGCAUGAGCACGUAGAAGUUGCUUACGAGAACCCAGAAGAGUCAGGUAGCGACGAGGAGUCCAAUUGCGCCGAUGAGGGACAGGAACUCAGAGAGAUGAAAAGACCGCGGAUAAUCAAGCCGGGAAUGACGGGUCGAGAUCCGAGCGCGGAUUCGAACGGGACAGAUAAAUCCGAGCCGGAAAGCCCGAAAGCUAUUCGAGGACGAAGAAAGGUGCUCUAUUCCAACCCAAUAACGCGAAAGCCGACCCCGCAGUCCUCGCCAUUGAAGCAAGCAAGCCCUGUCAUCAGCGGGAUACCGAUAGGUCGCAGCAACACUUCACCCAUUGUUAGAGCUACUAGAGCCACCACUUUACGGCAGAAUAACAACAGUACGACAAUUACUGCAAGAGACACUCCGAAGUCCAACACAAGUCCGAAGAGAGUAUCGCCUUCUACGGAUGCGGAGAAGAAGGCACGAAAUUUGGCGGCUGUGUCUAAGAGAGCCUCCGUACCUCAAAAGGGAUCCACGUUGACUUUCACAAAACCUGCUAAACGUCACAGUACACCCCCGGCUUGUUCGUCAAACUACCAGAAUGACAGCAGACCACCGGAGGCUCCGGUCAGACUGCUGGAGCGUCAAGGAACCUUUACGAAGGACGAGCCGGAAGUGGAGAACGCCCCGACAGUGCAUUCCGCGUCUGCUUCUCCGAUAAAAACGAAAAUUGCCAAACCGAUCAAGGGCGCUUCAUCGAAGGUAUACCCGACAGCGGGAAAAUCCAAAAUCUCCGUGAAGGUGCAGCAAGAGUAUCAGCCAAAGGUGACGACGGUCAGCUCCGAAAAGAUGCCACCGUCUAAAGGAUUAUUAGUGGUGCCGAAGAAAGUAUCAUCUGGAAAAAUUGGCGUGCCAACGAAAGUCUUCAACGGCAACGCGCUCCAGAACGACAAAACCGUUCGAAGGGUCGAUCCACUGGAACAACGAUCUAACAGCAACUCCAACAUAGUCUCCAAUUCAUCUGUGAGCGUACAAAACCGCAAGUUGGCAAAGGAGGCAACGAGCAAGAUUGCGAAUCUUUGGAAGAAGGUCGAGGAGAGCAAGAAUAAGCAGCGUUUCGAGAAACCGGACACCAGGCAAUGGAUAAAGCCCGUCAAUAGCGCCAGCGAGGUGGACGCUGCGACCGCGGUUGUCGCGUUCGAGAACCCGCCGGCGUACAGACUGUUCCGCAGUUCCACAUUCGAGGGGAUCUCCCAGGAGGACAGCAGCGACGGCAAUGUGUCACCGUACAAAUCUAACUCCAGCCGACCGCCGGUUUUAAGUACGCAGGUCGGACUUGGUCCUAAGUACAGGAAUUCCUGCGACCUGACAGGCAUGAGUGCCCACGAGACACCUUGCAAAAUCCCAGUGAAGUCCUCUGAAACAUAUAAGCGUGAGAUCACGCAGUUGAGCGACAUCCUGGUGACCAUGAGGAAGCAACCAAGCACCGAUCUUGCAGAGGAGGCAGACUCCACUAAGAGAAUGUCCAGGCUUGGUUCCUUCAUCAGCGUAGACCCAGCAGCUGAGAAUAGCGGCUACAGCGUCCGGAUGCCCGCUUCAGCGAUCGUGCCACCCUUCAAUUAUAACCCGAAAUCAGACAUUCCAUCGCAAGUGGCCAAACCCAAAUCGGACGAGGAUCAGAGUAAAUUCGAGACAGCGGAUUGCCACGCGAACAUAGCUACGGGGUCCACUCGGGUGACGACGGUAUAGGGAAAUAAAUCCCUAAAUGGAACGUAAAUAAGUUGUGUAAUAAUCGCCUCUUUGUUCCUGGCUAGUCAUUGUGUAUAUUCACUUGCUACUUUAUCUGUACACAUUCGUCACAUGUGAUACGCAUUACAAGUAGAUUAUUUUAUUCAUUUUCUCCUUUGUCUCGUUAUGUGUACGAUGUGUACACUUUGGAGCGCGUACAAGUCCUUCAAUAUCCAGAAUAGUUAUGGUGAUAUCCAUAAUCUCGUACGCAUCGCGAUGCCAACUUCUUCAAAACCAUGUGAAAUAUUAAUAGGAAACCUGAAGACCAUUCCUGUCCAUUUUGUCUGUUGUAUAUAUACAUGACGAUUUAGAAUAAUUCCGAGUUUGAAAGAGGAGAGCGAGAGCGAGAGCGAGAACGCGAGAGAGCGCGCGCGCGCGAGAGAGAGAGAGAGAGAGAGAGAGAGAGAGAGAGAGAGAGAGCCAGUCAGUUGAAAAUCUAUAGUGUGUAGCGGUGAUUCUGAUCGGUUAUUUAUUCAAUUUUGUAUAUAUAUAUAUGUCGAUAUGACGUGAGCGAAGAAUGUAGAAAGUUUUAGUAGCACAUGUUUAAACCCAUGUAUGAUGUGUAGCACAAUGCGCUGGUGAUACAUUGUUAGUGAUACAUCUUCGUAUUCAAGUUUGAAAGCUCGAGGAAAGCGAUCUGUAUUUUGUUUCCUUUAUAUUAAUCGAAUUCGUAUCAUCUUUCACAAAUGGAUAUAAAGUCUAAUUACUUUUGAAGACUGAUAAGUAAGACGAUGAAGAUCUGGAACAAGUGUCUUCAAUCGAAAAUUUAAUCAUAAUGAGGAAGUACCGUUUGUAGCGACUGUGAACAUAGAGCGGUCUAAGUAGUUUGCUAAAAACGGCAUUACAAUAACGGAGCAAAAAAAUUUUAUAAGCAUUACCUUAAGUUUCUAGUCUACAGGCAAUAUAUCGUCUAUUUUCAUUACAUAUUAUGUGUAUUAUAGAUAAUCUGUCUCGCUUGUAAACAGUGUCUAUUAAAAAUUGAUUCCCAUUGCGGAAGUAAAUUACUAAAGAGUGUACGGAUCGGUGAGAUCAAAAUAUUAUGCGUUUAUAUUUGACAUUAUUUUUGUCUUUCAUUGAAGAGAUUUUAUCGAUCUUACUGCAGCUUAUUCUUAAUCUCUUAUUCUUUAUAUAAUGUCAAUUUUCCUUCUAUGUGGGAAACAAAUUGUCAUCAAACUCUCAUCAGAAGGAGAUCAUUUGGCAUAUGAGUUAGAAUUUAUAUUUAUUAGUUUAAUCGAAAAACUUCUUGUACAAGCGAUUUUACCCUGUUCCAGUUCGAGUUAAUUAGAUUUAACUCCGCCAACUUGGAGCCACAUCAGGGUGUUCUUACAUUGUUCCUUAAAAAAUAUUUGAUCUGUACACUAUUACUAUUCUUGUAACUUCUUGUUUUGUAAUAUCAUUUUCACUCCAUUCUAGGUUUUAAGAAUAACUUUUGUUACAUAUCGUCUUUUAAAAAUUCGUCAAAUAUAUUUAUAGUUUGUACAUUAUUACUUGCAGUAUAAUAAAAUUUAUAGCUAAGAAUAUCCCCUCCCAUCUUUAUCAUAAUCUAAACUUGAAAGAAAUGUGUCAUCGGUUGUUUGCGGCUAAUAAACGAAAUAAACAAUGUA